Molecule: messenger RNA, 12432 nt
Organism: Coregonus sp. 'balchen'
Lineage: Eukaryota; Metazoa; Chordata; Actinopteri; Salmoniformes; Salmonidae
Source: the annotation of a GenBank genome assembly
AUGACCGAGGAUCACUGAGAGAGAGAGCAAGAGAGCAAGAGAGAAGAGAGAUGAAGAGAGGAGAGAGAGAGAGAGAGAUGAGAAGAGAUGAGAAGAGAGAGAGAGAGAGGGCAGGGUCAUUGCUGCAGCAUGUGCCGCCCUGCUGGAAGAACAAAGGAGUCAUUUUCCCCUUCAUCAUCAGUGUGUGUUAAGGUUGUUAGUUUGGCUAGCUGGCCAAUGCCUAGUGUUCUCUCUGCUCUGCAGUGUGUGCAGUAGUGCACUGGUGCAAAUUGAACGUGUUCCCCUGUGGGUAUUACAAGGCCCAACGUCCUGCUACCUGUGAAGAUGAUGAGGUAUGCUUUGGUGUUUUUGUUGUAAAUCUUUUUUUGCCCAGAGACCGGCCCUAUAGCCUUGAGAGAGAGAGAGAGAGAGAGAGAGAGAGAGAGAGAGAGAGAGAGAGAGAGAGAGAGAGAGAGAGAGAGAGAGAGAGGGAGGGAGGCAGAUGUUACACCACCCUGAAGUGCAACCAAGCAAUUUUUUCAAGAACGCUACCUGUCUCUACUUCAUAGUCUGUAUGUAGCCUACUCUAUGGAGCACAUUGGUUCAGGUCUAGCGCUAGUGUGGAGGCUACACACAGACUAUCCAAUACGAUAAAACACACACACACACACACACACACACACACACACACACACACACACACACACUCAACCCUGUCUCAGCUGUCACACAGUAAGCAUUGCAGCAGCCAGAACUAAAAGAGGAGGAUGAGAGAGGGAGGAGAGAGGAGAGAGUAGUAGCAUAAAGUACUAAUCCAGCCUUCUCCUUCAAGCAGACACAUUUCUCCCAGCACAGUCUGAUCUCCCAGCUUAGUUUGUGUGUGUGUGUGUGUGUGUGUGUGUGUGUGUGUGUGUGUGUGUGUGUGUGUGAUGAGAAUGAUGAUGGUAAAGUCAUUACAUUACGCAACCCCAACCCAAACCUAAACCACCACAUCACUUCCAGAUGAUUAGCAUGGUUAGCCUGCUGCGGCUAAUUACACAAGAGGAAGACUCAGUGAAACUACAAGAGUUGUUUUGAAGAGCGCUGGAGGAGAGAGAGCACAAACAGGACAAAUGAUUUAUAAUGGCAAGCAAUCGAUAAAAAAACUAAUCUGUCUAUAAACACAUUUAUACGUCUAUAAAUCUGUAUUAGUCUGUUUGUAGCGCCGUCUAAACCAUCCUUCCAUCUGUCCAUCCCUCAGUCCCACACUGUGUCUGUCUCGGUCUGUCUGUCUGUCCAGUUGGCUUGCUCUCUCUCCUUUCUCUCUCUUGUAAUAUGGGACCCCUCCGUCCUGCAGUCUCUCUCUCUCGCCAUAGCAGUGGAAGGCCCAUGGCUGUUGUGUCAAUGCAGCUCAGUUCAUCUCCACACUGUACAGUCGUGGUCAAAAGUUUUGAGAAUGACACAAAUAAAAAAUUUCACUAAGUCUGCUGCCUCAGUUUUUAUGAUGGCAAUUUGCAUAUACUCCAGAAUGUUAUGAAGAGUCAUCAGAUGAAUUGCAAUUAAUUAAAAGUCCCUAUUUGUCAUGAACAUGAACUUAAUCCCCAAAAAACAUUUCCACUGCAUUUCAGCCCUGCCACAAAAGGACCAGCUGACAUCAUGUCAGUGAUUCUCUCGUUAACACAGGUGAGAGUGUUGACGAGGACACGGCUGGAGAUCACUCUGUCAUGCUGAUUGAGUUAGAAUAACAGACUGGAAGCUUUAAAAGGAGGGUGGUGCUUGAAAUCAUUGUUCUUCCUCUGUUAACCAUGGUUACCUGCAAGGAAACACGUGCCGUCAUCAUUGCUUUGCACAAAAAGGGCUUCACAGGCAAGGAUAUUGCUGCUAGUAAGAUUGCACCUAAAUCAAACAUUUAUCGGAUCAUCAAGAACUUCAAGGAGAGAGGUUCAAUUGUUGUGAAGAAGGCUUCAGGGUGCCCAAAAAAGUCCAGCAAGCACCAGGACCGUCUCCUAAAGUUGAUUCAGCUGCGGGAUCGGGUCACCACCAGUGCAGAGCUUGCUCAGGAAUGGCAACAGUCAGGUGUGAGUGCAUCUGCACGCACAGUGAGGCAAAGACUUUUGGAGGAUGGCCUGGUGUCAAGAAGGGCAGCGAGGAAGCCACUUCUCUCCAGGAAAAACAUCAGGGACAGACUGAUAUUCUGCAAAAGGUACAGGGAUUGGACUGCUGAGGACUGGGGUAAAGUCAUUUUCUCUGAUGAAUCCCCUUUCCGAUUGUUUGGGGCAUCUGGAAAAAAGCUUGUCCGGUGAAGACAAGAUGAGCGCUACCAUCAGUCCUGUGUCAUGCCAACAGUAAAGCAUCCUGAGACCAUUCAUGAGUGGGGUUGCUUCUCAGCCAAGGGAGUGGGCUUACUCACAAUUUUGCCUAAGAACACAGCCAUGAAUAAAGAAUGGUACCAACACAUCCUCCGAGAGCAACUUCUCCCAACCAUCCAAUAACAGUUUGUUGACGAACAAUGCCUUUUCCAGCAUGAUGGAGCACCUUGCCAUAAGGCAAAAGCGAUAACUAAGUGGCUCGGGGAACAAAACAUCGACAUGUUGGGUCCAUGGCCAGGAAACUCCCCAGACUUUAAUCCCAUUGAGAACUUGUGAUCAAUCCUCAAGAGGCGGGUGGACAAACAAAAACCCACAAAUUCUGACAAACUCCAAGCAUUGAUUAUGCAAGAAUGGGCUGCCAUCAGUCAGGAUGAGGCCCAGAAGUUAAUUGACAGCAUGCCAGGGCGGAUUGCAGAGGUCUUGAAAAAGAAGGGUCAACACUGCAAAUAUUGACUCUUUGCAUAAACUUAAUGUAAUUGUCAAUAAAAGCCUUUGACACUUAUGGAAUGCUUGUAAUUAUACUUCAGUAUACCAUAGUAACAUCUGACAAAAAUAUCUAAAAACUCUGAAACACUGAAGCAGCAUGCCCCCUGACCUUAACCUUCAUAUACAGUGUGACAACAGUGAGGUCACCAUAGGUCACCAUCCCACAGACCACACCCCUGGCCUCUAGAAUGUAAACAUGGAGAAGAGGGACCUGUUUUUAGCCGAUUGGGGGCUGACUGGAAACUUACUGUAAUAACAAAGGUGAGGAUAACGGUCUAUGGUUGGACAUGAGAAAAUGAACACAUGGCUAACACAUUAGCAUCCGGUACAGAGGGGUAAACAUCUUUGUUUUUGCGCAGAGAAAAUAUGGUUGUGUCCCAAAGGGCACAUAGGGCUCUGGUCAAAAGUAGUGCACUUUAAAGGGAAUAGGGUGCCAUUUGGGAUACAGUUAUUUCAGAGAUUACCUGAGAUGUAAUCUGAAAGGCCCAGAGAAGGGCCUUGUGAUAGCGUGCAGAGCAGUGGAACGGAUCCCAAAGAGAGAGGAGUUUCAGCUCAAUCCAACUAACCAAACACAGACCAACACAUGAAUAAGAGUGAUGAGAGUCAAUUACAUUCUGAGGACAAUGACCAUAGUGUUCCUGCAUCAUUACUCCUCUUGUUCGCUGUGUGAAGACACACACAUGGGCGUACACACACACACACACACACACACACACACACACACACACACACAUCACCCUUGAGACUGCAGGGUCUUGCCGGAGGCCUGAAGGUCUUGUGGACCAGAGAAGGAGCCCCUACCUCUGCCUCAGCAGCAGUAGCAGUGUGUGUGUGUGUGUGUGUGUGUAUGUGUGUGGACUGCGGAGUGGAGUGUAUUUUUAGCCCCUCUGCAGCGGCAGAGAACAACUAUUCCCCCGAGGGCGCUGUGAGCUCCAGUAAUCUCUCCAUGAGGGGGUCUGAAGGAGCGAGGGAGAGGGGUUGAAGAGGAAGAGGAAGAGAGAACAUAUACAGUGGAUAUAAAAAGUCUACACACAGCUGCUAAAAUGCCAGGUUUUUGUGAUGUAAAAGAAUGAGACAAAGAUAAAUCAUGUCAGAACUUUUUCCACCUUUAAUGUGACCUAUAAUGUGAACAAUUCAAUUGAAAAACAAACUUAAAUCUUUGAGGGGGGAAAAUAUAAAUAAAAGAAACUCACAAUAACCUGGUUGCAUAAGUGUGAACACCCUUAAACUAAUACUUUGUUGAAGCACCUUUUGAUUUUAUUACAGCACUCAGUCUUUUUGGGUAGGAGUCUAUUAGCAUGGCACAUCUUGACGUGGCAAUAUUUGCCCACUCUUCUUUGCAAAAGCGCUCCAAAUCUGUCAGAUUGUGAGGACAUAUCCUGUGCACAGCCCUCUUCAGAUCACCCCAGAGAUGUUCAAUUCGAUUCAGGUCUGGGCUCUGGCUGGGCCAUUCCAAAACGUUAAUCUUCUUCUGGUGAAGCCAUGCUUUUGUGGAUUUGGAUGUGUGCUUUGGGUCGUUGUCGUGCUGAAAGGUGAACUUCAUCUUCAGCUUUCUAACGGACGCCUGAAGGUUUUGUGCCAAAAUUGCCUGGUAUUUGGAACUGUUCAUAAUUCCCUCCACCCUAACUAAGGCCCCGGUUCCAGCUGAAGAAAAACAGCCCCAAAGCAUAUUGCUGCCACCACCAUGCUUCACUGUGGGUAUGGUGUUCUUUGGGUGAUGUGCAGUGUUGUUUUUGCGCCAAACACACCUUUUGGAACCAUAACCAUAACACAUUUUACCAUGUGCUUUUGGGGGACUUUAUGUUUGUUUUUGCAAACUUCAGCCGGGCUUGGAUGUUUUUCUUUGUAAGAAAAGGCUUCCGUCUUGCCACCCUACCCCAUAGCCCAUUCAUAUGAAGAAUACGGGAGAUUGUUGUCACAUGUAGCACACAGCCAGUACUUUCCAGAAAUUCCUGCAGUUCCUUUAAUGUUGCUGUAGGCCUCUUGGAAGCCUCCCUGACCAGUUUUCUUCUCGUCUUUUCAUACAUUUUGGAGGGACGUCCAGUUCUUGGUAAUGUCUCUGUUGUGCCAUAUUUUCUCCACUUGAUGAUGACUGUCUUCACUGUGUUCCAUGGUAUAUGUAAUGCUUUGGAAAUUAUUUUGUACCCUUCUCCUGACUGAUAUCUUUCAACAAUGAGAUCCCUCUGAUGCCUUGGAAGUUCUCUCCGGACCAUGGCUUUUGCUCUGAGAUGCAACUAAGAAAAUGUCAGGAAAAUCCUACUAGAGCAGCUGAACUUUAUUUGUGAUUAAUCAGAGUCACUUUAAAUGAUGGCAGGUGUGUAAUGACUUCUAUUUAACAUGAGUUUGAAUGUGAUUGGUUAAUUCUGAACACAGCCACAUCCCCAGUUAUAACUUAUGCAACCAGGUUAUUGUAAGGUUUUUAUUUUUCAUUUUUCCCCCUCAAAGAUUUCAGUUUGUUUUUCAAUUGAAUUGUUCACAUUAUAGGUCACAUUAACAGUGGAAAAAGUUCUGACAUGAUUUAUCAUUGUCUCAUUCUUUUACAUCACAAAAACCUGGCAUUUUAACAGGGGUGUGUAGACUUUUUAUAUCCACUGUAUUUAAAAUCUAAACAAAUGGAUGGAAUCUUUAACAGCUACUACGGAAACCUGGGGCCAGAUGCCUCACACUCUGCCUAUAACGGGAGGUGUGUCUGUGUGUGUGCAAUGUAUCCUCUGGUUUAUUAAGCCAUUGAACAUAGGGCUGUUGUUCCGUUCCACUGCAGUAGUGUUCACACGGCUGCUCUGCUGGAACAAACAGAGGCACUCUGUCUUCUCUCUUUCCACACACACACGUGUCACAGUCUCACACACACACACACACGCACAGUACCUACUAUAUCCAGGAAGAACAUACAGUACAGUAGAAGCUCUAUCUAGUCUGAGCUAGGGACGCUCCAUUUUCAUCCACAACCAGUUCAAAUGCCCAUCCUUGCAGAGAGAGCUGGGGAUGGGGUGUAGGGGGAUUGGGGUGUAGGGGUCUCCCCCUGAGAGAGUGACUGAUGUGAUUCUUCAAAUAAUCUGUUUAGCAGCCUCCUGCCCACGCCACACACUCCACUUCAUUGCCUGAACACCCAGCAAGCACACACUGUGUGUGUGGGUUUGUGGGUAUGUGUGUGUGUGUGUGUGGUGUGUGUGCCUCAGUGUCACACAGAAACUCAUAUACUGUAUACUGUACACUGAGUGUACAAAACAUUAAGAACACCUUCCUAAUAUUGAGUUGCACCUCCUUUUGACCUCAGAAAAGCUUCAAUUCGUCAGGGCAUGGACUCUACAAGGUGUCGAAAACGUUCCACAGGGAUGCUGGCCCAUGUUGACUCCAAUGCUUCCCACAGUUGUGCCAAGUUGGCUGGAUGUCCUUUGGGUGGUGGACCAUUCUUUUUACACAUGGGACACUGUUGAGUGUGAAAAACGCAGCAGCGUUUCAGUUCUUGACACAAACCGGUACGCCUGGCACCUACUACCAUACCCUGUUCAAAGGCACUUCAAUCUUUUGUCUUGCCCAUUCACCCUCUGAAUGGCACACAUACACAAUCCAUGUCUCAAGGCUUAAAAAUACUUAUUUUAACUAGUCUCCUCCCCUUCAUCUACACUGAUUGAAGUGGAUUUGACAGGUGACAUCAAUAAGGGAUCAUAGCUUUUACCUAGAUUCACCUGGUCAGUCUAUGUCAAUGAAAGAGCAGGGGUUCUUAAUGUUUUGUAUACUCAGUGUAUAGCUCUAGACUAUAGGCAUGGGACAGGGAGAAAGGGGAUAGGGAGAGGAGAGAGAGAGGAGGGGGAGAGGAGAGAGAGAGGAGGAGGAGAGAGAGGAGGGGGAGAGGGGAAAGAAGGGGGUUUAUGGGGGUCGUCCUGAAACAAGACAGUCAUCCUUAAGUCUGUCAGCAUGUCCAUUCCCAUACUUACACAUGACACUUCUAUAGCCUCUGGAGACAUUGAGAGAGCUAGAGGGGGAGCUAGUGGACUCACAACAGACAGCCAUUCUCUCCCUUAGUAAAAUACCUUCCCAGACACACACUGUAGAGAGUAAACUAAGCAGACCCUGACUAACCAGACACAUCAUCAAGGCUAAUGUAACAUGGUUCCCUGCCAUGCACAGACAGAGAAAAACAAUGUGAAAAGAGGCCAUGACCGAGAUUCCAACCGUACAGAUAGGGGUGUAUGACAUGUCAAAGGAGUGUUUUGGUUCUCAAACGUUGAAAAGGGAAUUAUUUUUUCAUGAGGGUCUUGUCAGCCCAUUUCUGGGUUUGGGGAGGGGGUGAAGCAGUGUGGGGUAUUUUGUUGUAGUCCUAUAACUCCCCCUUCUACCCCCCCUGUCUUGAUCUGCGGAAGCCAGGCUGACACAGACAAACAGACAGCACCCUCUCUUUUCCCCAUCAAUGAUUCAUGUCAGGAAAGGCUUUGGUUUGGAGGAGGUUAGCGCUCCAACCUCAAGACACUCACCCAGAUAAGUGUAGGAGAUGAAGAGCCAAGCCACAUGGCUGCAGCUCUCCCAAUCUGACCCUACAGUAUAUCAACAUACUACCCCUGACCCACCACACCAAAAUAACCCACUAGUGGAGCCUUCUCCCUGACAAAGAGCAGGGCAGAGGCCCUGAUAGCCAGAAUAGGCUGUUGAUGUUGUCAUAUCAGUGUGUUAGAGAGGGUUGCCUCCUUUACCCUUACCCCCCAGGCCCCCACCACUCCUCUGGUAAACGUGUCUGAGGAGGUGUCUGAGGAGGUGUCUGCAUCUGCUACGCUACAGGCCCAAAUCCAGGUCACAGAGAGGGUGUGUGUGUGCGUGCGUGCGUGAGGCGGGUGGUCUCCUAAAUCAUGUGUACAGCACUCAGAUCCACUCAAAGCCAUUACUCUUGUCAGGCAGUUUUUUUGGGGGGCAGCCAGCCAGUCACCAGCUAGCACAGACGCAAGCCACCAGCCAAUAGCAGCUGUGUUACCAUGAGGAUACCAGAUGUGAUAUCACUGAUACAACUGUGUGAAUGAAAUGCCGUGGCAUGUCUUAUCAUUGACUUUGUUGUGUUUCCCCACACAAAAACCCUAAGUUGUUACAGCAUUAGCCCCUGAUACAUGAGUCAACCCCUAUUUGCAUAUGUCAACACGUACUCCGAGUGCUAACAACGGUACACAUAGUUAAACAUGUAAAUCAACUCUCACAACCCUUAGCACACAGUUCACGCUAACAUCUUGGCAAACACCAGUGUAACACGAACCCUGACACCAAGUCUUCACACAUUCAAGGCUAAAGAGGAUGCUGAGUUCACUAAUGUCAAAGUCAAUCAGAGGUGAAGACAGGGCAGGGCUGAGAGUGAAGAGAGCGAGAGCCCCAUUGAGAAAUACCACACAAAGACCUUGCUUGGCCGACACACUCUACUGCAAACAAACAGUAGCCCCCAAAAUGGGACAUGGCCCCCAUGUGACCCACUUUUUCCUCAGUGGACCAAUCAGACGAGGCCAAGGGCAGGGCAGACCCCACUUCAGGAGCACCAAUUAGUUAAAAAUUUUGUUGAUUUGUUUUAGAAAAAUUUUUUUGUGUCAUUUAGCAGACGCUCUUAUACAGAGCGACUUACAGGAGCAAUUAGGGUUAAGUGCCUUGCUCAAGGGCACACCGACAGAUUUUUCACCUAGUUGGCUCAGGGAUUAGAACCAGCGACCUUUCGGUUACUGGCACAACGCUCUUAACCACUAAGCUACCUGCCGCCCACCAAGUCACCCGUGUCAGAAGUGUGUGUGUGUUAAUAGGGAAAGCAGCACGUGGCUUAGCUCACCCUCACCUCUCUGUCCUCUGAUUUCCUCAUGUUCAGGGUUCUGCAUUCAAAUAUGUCUUUUUUAUAGCUUAAACAAACAGCCCACAUUUUUUUCCAGGAUGUCUCUGUGUGAACGUCCUGAAAUAGUGUGUCUAAAUCCAGGCAUAGCGGGAAGGCCUGACCUGCUGGCUCUAAGAGGUGAUGAAUCCACUGCUGCACACACACUUAUGAAGCUUAAUCACACCCAUUUAAACAACACACAACGUCAACAGCACUGCUCAGCCCCUCAGCAGCAGGCUUUUAACACUGUCUCUGUGCUCUUCUGGUGUGUGUGUGUGAAUAGUAAACCAAGAAAGAUUUUACCAACUGGGGACAUUUUCUUGGUCCCCACAAGGUCAAAUGCUAUUUCUAGGGGGUUUAGGGUUAAGGUUAGAAUUAGUGUUAGGGUUAGAAUUAGGUUUAGGGUUAGGGUUAGGAGAUAUAGUUAGUUUUAGGGUUAGAGUUAGGAGCUAGGGUUAGGGUUAGGGUUAAGGUUAGGUUUUUGGGUAAAGGUUAGGGUUAGGGUUAGGGUAAGGGUACGGGUUAGGGUUAGGUUUAGGGUUAGUGGUUAGGGAAAAUAGGAUUUUGAAUGGGAAUGAAUUGUAUGUCCCCACAAGGUUAGCUGCGCAAGACUGUGUGUGUGUGUGUGUGUGUGUGUGUGUUACAGUAGGCCAUGUGCAGGUGUGAUCUUGACACUCACUGAAGUACAUGCAAACACAUACAGUACAUACACAACCACAUACAUCGUCACUCACAGAAACACACAAACCCUCACACCCAUAUUCCCACAUAAAGGUUGGGAGUGGUGUGUUCAGAAGGCCAACCCAGUUUUAAUGGAAUGCAUUAAUAACAGAACUCAUAGCUCAUAGACACAAGCUAACAAGCUGUCUACAUUCCUGGUGCACGUGCACACGCACACACACACACAGCCUCUAAGGAACAGAGCAAGAGGUGAGGGGCGGUGAGGAAAGGGGACUAUACAGGCAGUACCAGUCUGAUCCCCGUAGGGUGAGAGUCAGUACCCCUACACCCCUCUCUCCCUCCUUCAGCAUCAAUACCCUUCUUUACAUAUAGCAGCUUCUAGCAAACACUGCAUAUAGUACCUUUCAGCUCCACUCACAUAACUGUCACAGUUCUAUGGACCAGAAAUGCUGCCUACCACUUCAUGUUUUUUUCUCUGCCACCACAGGACACACACACAGACCUUACAGUCAGUUAUUCCGUCUGCUGUCCCUGAAUCAGCCUCACCAGUGGAAGAACUGUGACAUCGCCAUAGCCCAAAUAUGGCACCCCAUGCAGGAAACAGGAGUCACAGCAUCUCUACUGCUUCUUACCUCAAAAUACUCUGCCAACAUGGACAGGGGAAGGUGAGGGGGGUGUUGUAUGCCUGUUUAAACACCAUAUCCCAACACUCCAAUUGAUCAGUGUCGUCUCGGCCCUAGGAAUGCUAGGAUAUGGUGUUUAAAAAAGAGUCUAGGGGCCUUGACUGUUUACAGAGAAUAAAAAUAUCUGCAAGAGGACAGUGUUGUGUUUGUGUUGGGACUGGGAGCCAAACACUGUAUCUUAAUGGCGUUUUACUGGCAUAGCAAGUUGGUUUUCCUCCCAGUCUGGCCUUGGGUCUAAAAAUGCUACAUGAAGUGGCCUGUGUCAAUACCAAUCCAUCCACCUGCACAGGAAUAUAACUCAGCCUUGAUAUCAAUACCGCUGGAUAUAGCAGCAAUUACAUUCGAUUUAACCUUCAAUGCACAAAAUACACACACCAUUUAGUUUAAUGGAUUUAACCUUGACUGGUCUCGUGCCAGCAUUAAGCUUCUUAUAGGACAUUACUGUAAAUGGCUUUUUUCUUCCUCCUUCAGUGAUGAUGCAGAGCCUGCAUGAAUACACACACAAUUUCAGAAACACCUCUCCCCCUGAUGACAGGACCAUGUCUAUGUUCCCUCAGCCCUAUGUUCCCUCAGCCCUAUGUUCCCUCAGUUCUCUCAGCCCUAUGUUCCCUUAGCCCCAUGUUCCCUCAGCCCCAUGUUCCCUCAGCCCCAUGUUCCCUCAGCCCCAUGUUCCCUCAGCCCCAUCAUCCCUCAGCCCAAUGUUCCCUCAGCCCAAUGUUCCCUCAGCCCAAUGUUCCCUCAGCCCCAUGUUCCCUCAGAUCUCUCAGCCCUAUGUUCCCUCAGCCCAAUGUUCCCUCAGCCCCCUUGUUCCCUCAGCCCCAUGUUCCCUUAGCCCCAUGUUCCCUCAGCCCCAUGUUCCCUCAGCCCCCAUGUUCCCUCAGCCCCCAUGUUCCCUCAGCCCCCAUGUUCCCUCAGCCCCCAUGUUCCCUCAGCCCCCAUGUUCCCUCAGCCCCAUGUUUCCUCAGCCCCAUGUUCCCUCAGCCCCAUGUUCCCUCAGCCUCAUGUAGCUCAGUUGGUAGAGCAUGGCGCUUGCAACGCCAGGGUUGUGGGUUUGUUUCCCACGGGGGGACAGUAUGAAACAUUUAUGCACUAACUAACUGUAAGUCGCUCUGGAUAAGAGCAUCUGCUAAAUUACUAAAAUGUCAAUGUUCCCUCAGUUCUAUCUUCUAAACCAGGAGUCAGCAAACCAAAUGAAAGGAAGAACCUUUUUACAAAUUCUCUCAAUAUCUAGUAUUUUUGGAGCUGCACGGAAUCUACCCGUUUGAGAGGGGAAAAAACAGAAAAGAGGGACAUUAUAGACAAAAACGUAUGUGAUUUUUAUAUAUAUAUAUUUUUUUACAUUGAGUAUAUUUUUCACAUCCUUAAUGUACAAAGGUAUUUUGGUGAGUUAAUCCACUGUUGCAUGAAUGAAUAAAUUAGGACAAUCUAUAGAGCCCCACAGUGUAGGUGUCAUAAUACCCAUAAAACCUCACGUUUUUUCCACCAUUCAUUUUUCCCAUAGGGAAUUGUUGUAUGCCUCUUUAAACACCAUAUCCCAACACUCCAAUUGAUCAGUGUCGUCUCGGCCCUAGGAAUGCUAGGAUAUGGUGUUUAAAAAAAGAGUCUAAGGGCCUUGACUGUUUACAGAGAAUAAAAAGACCUGCAAGAGGACAGUGUUGUGUUUGUGUUGGGACUGGGAGCCAAACACUGUAUCUUAAUGGCGUUUUACUGGCAUAGCAAGUUGGUUUUCCUCCCAGUCUGGCCUUGGGUCUAAAAAUGCUACAUGAAGUGGCCUGUGUCAAUACCAAUCCAUCCACCUGCACAGGAAUAUAACUCAGCCUUGAUAUCAAUACCGCUGGAUAUAGCAGCAAUUACAUUCGAUUUAACCUUCAAUGCACAAAAUACACACACCAUUUAGUUUAAUGGAUUUAACCUUGACUGGUCUCGUGCCAGCAUUAAGCUUCUUAUAGGACAUUACUGUAAAUGGCUUUUUUCUUCCUCCUUCAGUGAUGAUGCAGCAGCCUGCAUGAAUACACACACAUGCACACACACAAUUUCAGAAACACCUCUCCCCCUGAUGACAGGACCAUGUCUAUGUUCCCUCAGCCCUAUGUUCCCUCAGCCCUAUGUUCCCUCAGUUCUCUCAGCCCUAUGUUCCCUCAGCCCUAUGUUCCCUCAGUUCUCUCAGCCCUAUGUUCCCUCAGCCCCACGUUCCCUCAGCCACAUGUUCCCUCAGCCACAUGUUCCCUCACUCCCAUGUUCCCUCAGCCCCAUGUUCCCUCAGUUCUCUCAGCCCUAUGUUCCCUCAGCCCCAUGUUCCCUCAGCCCCAUGUUCCCUCAGCCCCAUGUUCCCUCAGCCCCAUGUUCCCUUAGCCCCAUGUUCCCUCAGCCCCAUGUUACCUCAGCCCCCAUGUUACCUCAGCCCCCAUGUUCCCUCAGCCCC